CCUUACGUCGUCGAAGAGCAUCUCCAAGAUGGUUAGUAGCGUGCCAUGCCUGACGCACCGACGCCAGGCCGCAUCGAUGCAAGUCCCACAUACCAAGGAUGGAUAGAUGGAUGGAUGGAUGGAUGGACGGAUGGAUGCAUCGAUGGAUGGAUGGAUGGAUGCACACUCGAAUGGGAUGCGCCGACAGGCUGGAGCAAGCUCGGAAUUCACUCGACAACCGACGCCCUGCCGGUGUAUGGCACACAGCGCUCAAGACCACCCGCCGCCAGCGGAGGAAGUUGGGGCCAUCUGGUCUGCACAUCCACUGGCAGGUCCUGAGCCCCAGACCAGCCAGACCCAGCAGGCGGACAAGCAACCGGGUCGACGGCGGGUCCAUUGGACGGCCGAAGGUCCGCCGACGAACCAAGCCGAUGCGCGGAUCCUCGAUGCGAGAUCUGGAAUACCAGCCAUCUGAUUGCCGCUCCAGCGUGUGAUGCUCAUCUGCUGUUCGUAUGAAUCACAUUUGACAUGCAGGCCGGGAAGAAGGACGACAAAGCCACAAACAAGGCCAAGCCCGCUGCUUCCAGCUCUGGCGCCAAGGCCAAGAAGAAG
Molecule: messenger RNA, 591 nt
Organism: Polychytrium aggregatum
Lineage: Eukaryota; Fungi; Chytridiomycota; Chytridiomycetes; Polychytriales
Exons: 1
Coding region: 99-473 (124 amino acids)
Source: RefSeq, a predicted model, not a curated record